Miscanthus lutarioriparius is the source of this 753-nucleotide messenger RNA. Lineage: Eukaryota; Viridiplantae; Streptophyta; Magnoliopsida; Poales; Poaceae. The record is from the annotation of a GenBank genome assembly.
AUGCACAAGAAGCACGACGAGCAGCAGGCAGAAGGUCGAGAGGCCUCGCAUGGAAGGGGCGGUGCUUCUACAGUUCUACGGGCAAACCAUUCCUGGCUGCUGAGUGCCUCUUACGCUGUCCCAUGUCAGGCCUGCUCUUCUCUAGCUUUAUCUUGGGGCCAACAAAGACCCAAAUUAUAUACCGAGAUAUAUAAAAUAAGGGUCAGCCUAUACAUCUGGCGACAGAUUUUGCAACCAGAAAUCUGUGAACUUUUAGACAAAUCAACAGCUAACACGUCACCAACAAAAAAACUGACAGAUUUGCAAUACAAAAAAUCUGUCAGAUUUGCAAUACCCGUUUGCAAUAGCACAGAGAUCCAAAACCCAACAACAGUCAACCACUUCGUUCGCACAGGCUCCACACUGCCUCGCUCUGCACGCCGUACCUCCUCGUGGUGCCGCUGGGCCUCCUCGCUCUUCGGCUGCUGGCGCUCAAGAGCCUCAGCUCCUCCCACGCCCGUUCCCAGGGCCUCGGCCUCGGCAUGCUCUGCACGCGGCGCGGGCACCGACGGCGGCGGCUACUACUCCAUUGUGUCGGACGCCGACGAGCAGAAGGCCUCCGCUGUCCCGGACGCCGCCGCGGCUGCCGGAGCUCGGCCUGCUCGUGGUUGUGCUGACCGUGCCGAGCCGUCGGGAGCGGCGGGACAUUGUACGGACAGCGACCAAGCUGUGCUGCAGCCUGCGACCAAGCGCGCGCAUGACUUUCUCAACUAG